GUUUUUUUUUAAUUAAAAUUAUAAAUUAAAUUUUCAAUUUCCGUUUGUGGAAAUUUAGACACUGAAGUAAAAUUGUAGGUUAGGAAAUUUUGUUUUGAUUCAAGGUGAUCAUUGUGAUAUGGGAAAUGUUUGUUUUUUAUUUAUCUGUCUUAUUAACAAUGUUAGUUGCUACAGUAACAUGUUAGUAAUAAAUUGCCUAUCUAAUUUAUAAAUAAGUUUAAAAACCAGUAAUUUAUUUAAAAAAAUGAAGAACAUAGUGGCUUUUGGAAACCCUUUAUUGGACACAAUUGUUUUUAUCGCAAAUAAUCAACUUUUAAGCAAAUAUGAGUUAGAAAAAGACGGUCAAAAAGAAAUCAGUUCCGAAGAAAUGAAAAAUCUUACAGAAGAUAUCAAAAAUGAGUCGCAAAACAAAACUUAUAUUGCAGGUGGUUGUGCUCAAAAUUCUCUCAGAGUUUUACAAUGGCUGACAAAGAAAACACAGAAUGUUGCGAUUUUUGGUUCAGUAGGGAACGAUAGUGAGGCAUCUGUUCUUAGAAAAUUAAUGGAAAUGGAUGGUGUUACUACAAAUUAUGUUACUCAAGAAAAUUUUACAACAGGAAAGACAAUUUCUUUAGUAAAUGGGGUUAAUAGAUCUUUAGUUGCACAUUUAGGAGCGGCAGAAAUACUUUUAGUAAGUGAUAUAUCGAAUAAUAAAACAUUCAAAAAUUACAUUAAAAACGCCGAUUACAUUUACAUUGAAGGAUAUUUUUUAACAAAACGAGAAGAUGUCGCUACCUAUAUUUUAGACUACUGUAAUGAUCUACAGAACAUAGUUAUUUUUAAUAUAUCUGGCGAGUAUGUAUGUGAUAUGGUACCCAAAACUUUAAAAUAUUUCGUUGAGAAUUCGGACGUUGUUUUUGGGAAUAAAAGAGAAUUUGAAGCACUUAGAAUGAUUUGGGGGUUUAGUAGUUUAGAUCAACUUCUUGAUUUAUUAAUAAAAAAUGGUAAAAAUAAAUUAAAAAAUUAUGGAAACAUCAUUGUAAUAACUGACGGAGCAAAACCUGGAUGCUGCUACUAUAGUAAUGGACAAAAAUAUCAAUUUAAAGUAGAAGAAAUUGCUAAAGGUGAUAUAAAAGACACUACAGGUGCUGGUGAUGCCUUUGUAGGAGGGUUUCUAGCUGGAAUGUGCGAAGAAAAGUCUAUUGAAGAGUGUACGAAGCUAGCAUGUUAUGCAGCUUCUGCAAUUAUUAAGCAAACUGGUUGUUCUAUACCAAAUUAUUAGAAAAUUAAUAAUAUUCCUUCUUUAUUUAUUAGUAAGUUUAUAAUGGGAAUGCUGGUGACAGUAGUUGUAAAGUGGCAAAAUAUUAUUUCAAACAUGUUAAGUUAUUAAGUCAUGAAAUGUGAUAGUAUAUAUUAGUUAGCUUUAUUAUUAUGUAGUGUGGGCACAAAAUAUAUUUCAUAAAAUACUAUAUGCAUUCAGAAUACAUUGCAUUUAGGAUAACUUUUGUUAUUUUUUAAACUGUAUUGUUUGUAAAUAUUUGUUAUGAAUAAAAUAAAGAUUAAAAAUGCG
Messenger RNA from Psylliodes chrysocephalus, 1549 nucleotides. Lineage: Eukaryota; Metazoa; Arthropoda; Insecta; Coleoptera; Chrysomelidae. The record is from the annotation of a GenBank genome assembly.